GAGAAUAUAUGCGUGCGAAAGAAAACCGAAUGAUACUGUCCGAUAUGUUCUAGUGUGGAUCUCAGUACGUUACAGAUAAUCACAGUACUAACAGUACGAAAAUAGGAGGAUUCGCAGUAUGUCGUGUGCUGUUAGGUUCCUAAGGCAACCGGUGGAUGGCGCCAAGAGUGCUGCUCGGCGAUCAAAAAGAACGGCUCUCGAUCGACCACAGCGCUGUCAUGCGAUACAUCGAGACGAUCAAUCAGAAAAGGCUGAUGCAAUUGUAUUUGUGAUUGUAUUUGUUUUAAAAUCAUCGAACGUGCUCCAAUUGUUCGGAAUAGCGGGCGAUAAAUACUCUCUCUUCGGCGGAUUGGACAGACGUGUCAUCCGCGAUAGUCGAAACUUAAUCAUAAUCGUAGUCGAGUCAUCAUGUGAAUCGAUAUCUUAAGAUUGUCGUUGUAUUUCGAGCAGAGUUCGUCAGUGAAAAUACAUUUUCAGUAUUAUAUUGU
Messenger RNA from Pogonomyrmex barbatus (red harvester ant), 488 nucleotides. RefSeq lists its product as uncharacterized. The record is from RefSeq and is a predicted model, not a curated record. Lineage: Eukaryota; Metazoa; Arthropoda; Insecta; Hymenoptera; Formicidae.